CCCCCCCCAUCCUCGAAAGAAAGAAAUAAAGACCCCCAACUAAACCGCAGCCGCCACACCACCUGUACCGCAGCCAAAACCAAGCCAACAAGCCAAGCAAGCAACGGCCUCCAUCCUCCCCCCCCCCCCCCACACACACAAGCCUCUCCCUCUGUCUUCCCACUGCCUCCUUCCCUCCCUCCCUCAAGCUCCAGUCUCUCCCUCUCUUUCCCACUGCCUCCUUCCCUCCCUCAAGCUCCAGUCUCUCCCACUGCCUCCUCUCCUCCCUCCCUCGAGCUCCAGUCCCUCCCUCUCUCUCUCUCUCUCUCUCUCUCACACCCUCCCUGAGGAGGCAUGAACCCCAGCGCCCCCAGCUACCCCAUGGCCUCCCUCUACGUCGGCGACCUGCACCCGGACGUGACCGAGGCCAUGCUGUACGAGAAGUUCUCGCCGGCCGGCCCCAUCCUGUCCAUCCGCGUGUGCCGGGACAUGAUCACCCGCCGCUCGCUCGGGUACGCCUACGUCAACUUCCAGCAGCCGGCGGACGCUGAACGUGCUUUGGACACCAUGAAUUUCGAUGUCAUCAAAGGCAAGCCUGUUCGUAUCAUGUGGUCUCAACGUGACCCAUCUCUGCGGAAAUCUGGAGUUGGAAACAUCUUCAUCAAGAACCUGGACAAGUCCAUUGAUAACAAAGCGCUGUAUGACACAUUCUCCGCAUUUGGCAACAUACUUUCCUGCAAGGUGGUCUGUGAUGAGAAUGGAUCUAAGGGCUACGGGUUUGUCCACUUUGAGACCCAUGAAGCGGCCGAACGUGCCAUUGAGAAGAUGAACGGCAUGCUUCUCAACGAUCGCAAAGUGUUUGUGGGUCGUUUCAAAUCACGUAAAGAGCGCGAGGCUGAACUUGGAGCAAAAGCUAAAGAGUUCACCAAUGUGUACAUCAAGAACUUUGGUGAAGAUAUGGAUGACGAGAGGUUGAAAGAACUCUUCAAUAAAUUUGGAGCAUUCUUGAGUGUGAAGGUCAUGACCGACGAUAGUGGAAGAUCAAGGGGCUUUGGUUUUGUCAGUUUCGAAAAGCACGAGGAUGCUCAGAAGGCUGUGGACGAGAUGAAUGGAAAAGAAAUCAACGGGAGACAGGUGUACGUUGGCCGUGCCCAGAAGAAAGUUGAGCGACAGACUGAGCUGAAGCGAAAGUUUGAGCAGAUGAAACAGGACAGAAUCACAAGAUACCAGGGAGUCAAUCUGUACGUCAAAAAUCUGGAUGACGGUAUUGAUGAUGAGCGUCUGCGUAAAGAAUUUUCACCAUUCGGAACAAUUACAAGUGCUAAGGUAAUGAUGGAACACGGACGCAGCAAAGGCUUUGGGUUUGUUUGCUUCUCCUCCCCAGAAGAGGCCACCAAGGCUGUAACUGAAAUGAAUGGGCGGAUUGUCAGCACGAAGCCCUUGUAUGUUGCCUUGGCUCAGCGCAAAGAAGAACGACAAGCUCAUCUGACAAACCAGUACAUGCAGAGGAUGGCGAGUGUCAGAGCUGUACCCAAUCCUGUGAUCAACCCGUACCAGUCUGCUCCACCCUCUGGCUACUUCAUGACUGCCAUUCCCCCUCAGGCUCAGAACCGUACAGCAUAUUACCCAGCAGGUCAGAUUGCUCAACUCCGACCAAGUCCUCGCUGGAAUCCCCAGAGUGUCAGACCCCAACCAUUCCAGAACAUGCCGAGUGGCAUGCGUCCAACAGGCCCUCGACCACCAACCAUCAGCUCAAUGAGACCAACCUCAGCCCAGGUGCCACGUGUCAUGAGCACCCAGAGAGUCGCAAACACAGCAACACAGACGAUGGGUCCUCGCCCAGGCACUACUGCUCCCGGUGUCCGUUCAUUCACACAGUACAAGUACGCUGCUGGAGUUCGCAAUCCUCAACAGCAUCUCAACGCCCAGCCUCAGGUCACCAUGCAACAGCCUGCCGUUCACGUACAAGGCCAAGAACCCCUGACUGCCUCGAUGCUGGCUGCUGCCCCUCCACAGGAGCAGAAGCAGAUGCUGGGUGAACGCCUCUUCCCCCUGAUCCAGAACAUGCAUCCAAGUCUGGCCGGGAAAAUCACAGGCAUGCUUCUUGAGAUCGACAACUCUGAGCUGCUUCACAUGCUGGAGUCCCCUGAGUCUCUGCGCUCCAAGGUUGAUGAGGCUGUAGCAGUGCUGCAGGCCCACCAGGCUAAAGAGGCUGCUCAGAAAGUAGUUGUGCCAAAUGCUGCGGGUGUUUAAUUUUCAGGAGGAAAGGAAGACCGUGAAGCUUGCAUUAUUGAAGAAAAAAAAUCUAAACAUUGGAAAAAGCUUAAAAAAUGAUUAAAACAUCGCAAAAUGAAAAAACCGUACAAAAAAAGAAAGGAAAACCCGUAAGAAAGUUUACGGAACCAAGUCACUGCCAGGUCUGGCAUAAAGUGAUGCUAGUCCUAGACGUAAUGGGAAAAUACCAAAAAAAUUGUAAAAUGAAAAGUUUUCUAGGCCGGGGUAGGUGUUUUAUGCACACAGAAAUGUUAUUUGAUGCAUUCCUUUCUUUAAAAGUUUUGUAAUCCAUUACCGGGGGAAUGCUCAGCAGAUCCACACUGCAUUUAGUUGGCAGUGUGUUUGAUGGUUGAGCAUCAGAAACUGAACGUUUGGAUUAUAGAAUGCUUGCUUUAAUAAAAAUGCUAAUAAUGA
Callorhinchus milii (elephant shark) is the source of this 2667-nucleotide messenger RNA. RefSeq names its product polyadenylate-binding protein 1. Gene Ontology annotation, cellular component: ribonucleoprotein complex; nucleus; cytosol. Gene Ontology annotation, molecular function: poly(U) RNA binding; mRNA 3'-UTR binding; poly(A) binding. The transcript is spliced from 15 exons. NCBI's taxonomy places the organism in Eukaryota, Metazoa, Chordata, Chondrichthyes, Chimaeriformes, Callorhinchidae. Bases 334 to 2232 code for a protein of 632 amino acids. The record is from RefSeq and is a predicted model, not a curated record.